UUAGGUGGUAUUCGUGCUGCCUUCCCUCUCCACUGGCUGCGCACGCGGCUGCGGCGUCUGUCAGAAAGCGGGACACCAAGCGUCCCCGAACGCUCCACUGAAAUGACAGUUUUUUUCCUUAGUUACUAUUUCCGUUUUUGAUUCAUUUGAGCUGAGGCAAAUUCUGUGGACAGCCAACGAUGAAGAACGCACUUAAUGGCUUAAAACGGCAGAGAAAGCGUUACAAGUACGCUAGCACAAAAGAAACAAACCAGCAGUCCCAACUGAAACUCUUCAAAUGAGUAGUGGAGCUGCUCAAAAUAAUACCAAGGAGUCAUGUACAUCAAGAUGGUGCUGACUUUCCGUGACAGAAGGUAGAAUAAUGCAGCAUUCGCUCUUACUUGUCAGGCUGAGAAUAAGACAUUCGUCACAAUGCGAGUCUGAUAGAGUGGAGUUCAUAGAGCUGUGACAAGAGGUGUGGUGACUAUCCCAUCCGAUGGAUAGUGCUGCGAGGACUGGGAGAGUCACCAGUUUCGACCUGCUGCCUCCUGGUGACUGCAAAUGAUGGAGAAGGCGGGAGGCGCCUCCUCUGAGACUGUGCUCAACACCAGCCUAGAGAGCUGCAUCCGCAAGUACCAGGACUUCGUGUCGCCCAAUGGCGGCCUGUACUGCAACUGGACGUGGGACCAGGUCCUCUGCUGGCCGCCAACCAGGGCGGGCACCACGGCCAAGCAGCGCUGUCCCAGCUUCAACGGGCUCGACCAGACCAAGUUCGCCGUGCGGCGGUGCUCGCUGGAAGGGCGGUGGGAGGGCCGCGACCCUUCGUCCCCUCAGGGCUGGACCAACUACACGCCCUGCUACCUGCCGGAGACCCUGCAGCUCAUGCGGAGGCUCUACGCCGGCUCUGAGGCCGCCGCCAAGGUGAAGCUGGAAAUCGCGGAGCGCACGCGCGCCCUCGAGAUCAUCGGCUUCAGCGUCUCGCUGGCUGCCCUGCUGGUGGCGCUCGCCAUCUUCUGCAGGUUCAGGAGCCUGCGCAACAACCGGACACGCAUCCACCGGAACCUGUUCGUGGCGAUGGUGGUGCAGGUGGUGAUCCGGCUGACGCUGUACGCCGACCAGGCGGUGGUGCGCGGGGGCGGAGGAGGCGGCGUCCAGGAGCAGCACCGCCAGGGCAUCGACAACACGCCUGUGUUAUGCGAGGCGUCAUAUGUGCUCCUGGAGUACGCCCGCACGUCCAUGUUCAUGUGGAUGUUCGUCGAGGGGCUCUACCUCCACAACGCAGUCACAGUGACGGUCUUCCAGGAGAGCUCGUUCCUGCUGGUGUACUCUCUGCUGGGCUGGGGGGUGCCCGUGCUGAUGACCGCAGCCUGGGCCGCCACCACCGCGGUCAUGUUCGGAGGCUCCAACAGAUGUUGGUGGGGAUACAAUUUAACACCGUACUUUUGGAUACUGGAGGGUCCGCGGUUGGGAGUUAUCCUGCUGAACUUCCUCUUUCUGCUGAACAUCAUACGUGUGCUGGUAGUCAAGUUGAGGCAAAGUCACACGAGUGAAAUAGAGCAGGUCAGGAAGGCGGUGCGGGCGGCGGUUGUGCUGCUGCCGCUGCUGGGGAUCACCAACCUGGUCAACAUGGCGGACGCCCCGCUGGACAGGGCCGCCUGGGAGUUCGCGCUCUGGUCCUACGCCACGCACUUCCUCGUCUCCUUCCAGGGCUUCUUCAUUGCCUGCCUCUACUGCUUCAUCAAUGGGGAGGUGCGGGCGGCCAUCGUGAAGAGCGUGUCGGUGUACCUGCUGCUGCGGCGCCACCACCAGGCGUCGGCGGGGCGCCGCAUGUCCGUCUUCUCCGGCGUCUACGUGGCGGCGAGCGCACGCCAGCCGCCCCCCGUAGCCUGCACCGCCCUGGUCGGCGCAGCUGGCGCCGGCGGCGGCGUCGCCACGCCCACAUCCAAGAAGCGCAAAAGGAAGAGAAAGUGUCGCGCUGACGAGAAAAGAGACGGCGAGGACUGUGAGGACGAGAUGGAGAAAGAGCAGGUGGUGGUGGGGUCUGUGGCGGGGCCGGUGGUGGAAGCACGGCGCAUCAGCAGCAUCACGACGAGGCCCUCCACCGACGCUGUGAGCCUGGCCAGCAGCGAGUCCGGCGCGGGGGCGGGCGCCUGCUGCGGGCUGCUGGGGGCAGCGCCGUCGGUGGCGGGGCGGCGCCGGUCCACGCUGCCGCUGGAGCUGCUGGCCGCCGACGGCGAGGCCGAGGGCGCGCCCAUCGCCGCCAUCUCGCCCUCCAAGCUGCCGCUGGGGCCCUUGCACGGCAGCCCCCUCUCGGUAGCCGGGGUUCCCGACGCGGUGUGAGGGCGGCGCUCCUGCCGGCCGCUCCUCCAGCGGCAGCUCGACGCCGCAGCGAGGGGGCGCCGACUGUCCCCUGCCCUGCGCGAAAACCUGUCAUACGAGGCGUUACGACAGAGGCCACGGCAGCGCAUGCAACAAGCUGACUUCUUCUCGUGCAAGGAGAGGUCUUCUACAUCCAUGUAUACAGGCUCAACUCCGCUUACACGCCACGUUGCCGUCGGCUGCAAGAACAUAAGAAACUGCGGCAGUGACAUACUUAACAUUACCGGUAUCUGUGAAAGAUACUGCAUGAUAUAACCCCAUUGCUGACGUAUUGACGCUGAAGGGCAUAAUAGUUACUUUAAAACAUACUAUUCUUCAUUUUACUCAGAGUGACUGAAAUUAUAGCUACAGAAAAUAUCUAAAAGAUUUCUAAAACUAGCAAGAAGAUAUACAGUACACCAAAUAAGAAAAUUAAAAUUUUCUUAGCUCUAGGGAACAGGGUCUAUAGGAGCGUCUAUUUUUGAUGACUGCCUAAUUUGUAAAUAUACUCUUAUCAGAAUUUUGUUUGAGUAUUUAUGUAAACAAA
Molecule: messenger RNA, 2884 nt
Organism: Schistocerca gregaria
Lineage: Eukaryota; Metazoa; Arthropoda; Insecta; Orthoptera; Acrididae
Product: PDF receptor-like
Exons: 17
Coding region: 541-2319 (592 amino acids)
Biological process (GO): adenylate cyclase-modulating G protein-coupled receptor signaling pathway; cell surface receptor signaling pathway
Cellular component (GO): plasma membrane
Molecular function (GO): G protein-coupled peptide receptor activity
Source: RefSeq, a predicted model, not a curated record